CAUUACUUUACUGAUGUUCCUGCCUGCAGAUAUGACACAUCAAUAUGCUCAACAGUUUUUAUUUUUAUUUUAUUUAAUAUUUUUUGAAAAAGGGUUUUCAUUAAUCAUUUUUUUUUGGUUUUCUGAUACAAGGAAAUAAAUAAACAACAAAAACCCAACAGGAACCCAAAUGGGCCUGAUAAACAACAAAGCCCCCUAUUUUAUUUAAUAUUUUCACUUUUUUUUUCUUGAAGAUCAAUCAAGUCUAUAAAUGCCAUCCUUCUCCUCGCACAACACAACUCACAACUCUCCAUCCUUUUCUAAAUAUAUACACACUCCAUCUUCCCUUUGUUCAUAUAUCUGCUUCAGAUGGCUGGUGUUGAGGCUGUCAUAUGAGUUUAUGACUCACGAAGCAAAAGCUCAAGUCGAUUUCUUACCGCAGGCUGAGAAGAUAGUACCAAACACAGAAGAGGAGGCGACCACCGAGACGCCUAAGGAAACUGUUCAAGCUGAUGGCUCCGAGACAGCUCCGGUUAAAGAUGAGAAACAGGUAGAAGUUCCAGUAGCUGUCGGGGAGAAGGAUGUUAAGCCGACGGCAGAGGAGGAGAAAACUGGUGAAGUGAAGACAGAAUAGACUGCUUUUUUAAAGAACAUUUCUUGUGUUUUUGUGUGUGCUGAAUCCUAUGUUUUACGAAGGUAAUGAUGAGAUUGGGAAAAUAAUAAAACACUUCAGGUGCGAGUAUGAUUAUUGUAAUGUUUAAUUAAAAUAAAUAAAUCAUGGGAUUUUGUUUUGUA
Molecule: messenger RNA, 774 nt
Organism: Brassica napus (rape)
Lineage: Eukaryota; Viridiplantae; Streptophyta; Magnoliopsida; Brassicales; Brassicaceae
Exons: 2
Coding region: 251-613 (120 amino acids)
Source: RefSeq, a predicted model, not a curated record